AUGGAGGUCGCCGAACUUAAGGAAGAUGCACGUGCAGGAGGGGUGGUUAGAUCCAUGGAGGGAAAAGGGGAGGAGACUUGCUUGAGGCACCAUGGAAGGAGGAGCACCCACCCGCUAGCCUGCCCUCCAUGGCGCACCCUCCCCUCCCCUCCCCUCCCCAUCGUGGAGGUGUCCUCCAUCGACGAGGUGGAGGCGCUCGCCACCGAUGGAGGGCCCCGCCGGAUCAUCAUUCUGGAGGCGGUGUCCCUCGAGCACGCGCUUGCGAUGCUGUCGGCCCUCCGCGCCAAGGGUUUGCUGGGGGACCAUCACGCCGGGGGCUUCGGCGACUCCGACGCCGAGGGCAGCGCCAGCGCGGGCGAGGGCUUCGACGGCCUCCUCGUCUCCGACGACGACGCCUUCUACGUGGGGUUCGACGGCGCGGGAGCGGACCACGGGGGCGACGACGUCGUCGCAGAGGGGUGGGCCAUCGACCACCUGGACCGCCUCCUCCGCGCUUCCGAUCUCGGGCGGGUGCUGGACGAGAUGGCCGCGGACACGCUCCCUCGCCUUCUCAAGGACCUGACGGACGCCGCGACGCUCCGAGAGCUCCGCCUCCUCGCAAGGGACGUCCGCCGCAUCGGCAAGGAGAUUCCCGGGCUGAUGGGGCAGCCCCCCGUCACGCUGGGGAACUACAUCCAGAACGUCGUCAACAAGGCCCUCCAGCGAGGUGGAUCCGACCGCAGGGCGUGGGUGGAGGAGCGCUGGGGCAGGAUCCUCGCUAGGGUCUUCGCCCUCUGCCAUGACUACCCAGUGUCAUUCGCCUAG
Molecule: messenger RNA, 804 nt
Organism: Miscanthus lutarioriparius
Lineage: Eukaryota; Viridiplantae; Streptophyta; Magnoliopsida; Poales; Poaceae
Source: the annotation of a GenBank genome assembly